This is a messenger RNA of Brassica napus (rape), 1412 nucleotides long. RefSeq names its product zinc finger protein CONSTANS-LIKE 8-like. Gene Ontology annotation, biological process: regulation of DNA-templated transcription. The transcript has 2 exons. Gene Ontology annotation, cellular component: nucleus. Bases 239 to 1183 code for a protein of 314 amino acids. The record is from RefSeq and is a predicted model, not a curated record. Gene Ontology annotation, molecular function: protein binding; zinc ion binding. NCBI's taxonomy places the organism in Eukaryota, Viridiplantae, Streptophyta, Magnoliopsida, Brassicales, Brassicaceae.
CUCCUUUGUCAGUGCCCAUUAUUCUUCAUGCUUCUUAGCCUUUGUCUUCAUCACUGUCCCCUUUUUCUUGCUUUUAAGAUCUUUUUGUUGUUCGGUCUUGACAAGUCACACGAAUAUAAGUAUGAAACAGCUACUGUGUGUGUUUUCACUCUAUAAAGCGUAGCGCAUUUUUUUGUCAAGUCUCUACUUCUGAUCUGAUUUCUUCUCUUAACUCUUUGUCACGUCUUGCGCAAAAGUUAUGAUUCCAGAGCGUCAAGAAGAUGUCAAGCGGCCACGAGACUGUGAACUGUGUCUCAACAAACACGCGGUUUGGUAUUGUGCAUCCGAUGAUGCUUUCUUGUGCCAUGUUUGUGAUGAAUCAGUGCAUCGUGCAAACCAAGUGGCGACAAAACACGACAGAGUUUGCCUUAAAACAAAUGAGAUAUCUAAUGGCGUGCUUCAAGGAACGGCACGAAAGCCGGUUUGGCACAGCUGGUUCAGAAGAAAACCAAGAACACCUAGAGUCCGUUGCGAGAGAAAGCCACAAGGGAAGGUAGAUGAUGAGAGAAGAAGAGAAGGCCCUCAUGUUCCCGAGAUUGGAGGCGAAACCAAUGAAGAAGAUGAGAAUCUAACUUCUCUUGUGCCAGAGUUUCAGGGAUUUAUAGAGAUGGAAUUCUUCUUGAGCAACCAUGAUGGUUCUGAAGAAACAAUGAGACAAUUCAACGUUGACCAUGAAACUGAUGAAAUGGAAGAUCUAUGUUACAUUGAAGAAGAAGGUAAAACCAAUGGAGAUGAAGCAUGUCAUGAACAAUCUUUGACGAGCUGCAAGAAUGAGUACGACAUUAAUCCCACCCUGGUUACAACAACGACAGAAGAAAAUGCAAAGCAGAGGAACUUGUUACUUAGACUUAACUACGAAAGUGUUAUAGCGGCAUGGGAUAAACAAGAAUCCCCAACAACAGCAACAUGGAACCAAAAUGAGUUUAGCAACACAAGUAACUUCCAGCUAGUUCCUCCAGGGAUAGAGGAGGAGAAAGUAAGCAACAGAAGUGAGAGAGAAGCAAGAGUAUGGAGGUACAGAGAUAAACGCAAGAAUCGUUUGUUUGAGAAGAAGAUAAGGUACGAAGUUAGAAAGGUUAACGCAGACAAAAGGCCGAGGAUAAAAGGUCGAUUUGUCCGGAGAUCUUUAACCAACGACUUCUAGGAAUGGAUUCUCAGAUUCUUCUUUGACCGAGUUCUUGUCACAUAAUAUCAAAGUAGAAUAAACAAGAAUUCGGAUACUAACGAAUUCUAGUCACACAUAUUAUCAAAGUAAAAUAAACAAGUAACUAGAUUCUGACCCGCGCGGCUGCGCGAAAUUAUUUUUGUUUGGUUCCGGUUUACUUAUGAAUUUUGAUUUUCGGUUCAAUAAAUAUAGUAAUAGUUUGGCAAUU